This is a messenger RNA of Penicillium longicatenatum, 3987 nucleotides long. RefSeq names its product serine/threonine-protein kinase. The transcript has 7 exons. Gene Ontology annotation, cellular component: cytoplasm. The coding region runs from base 1 to 3987 and encodes 1328 amino acids. Gene Ontology annotation, molecular function: protein serine/threonine kinase activity; ATP binding. Gene Ontology annotation, biological process: protein phosphorylation. The record is from RefSeq and is a predicted model, not a curated record. NCBI's taxonomy places the organism in Eukaryota, Fungi, Ascomycota, Eurotiomycetes, Eurotiales, Aspergillaceae.
AUGGUAUCUCGCUCCGGCGAUGGGAAUGAGGGGCCGCGCCCCCUCACCCCCUCCAGGACCCCCGGCACGCCGAUUAAGCCGCGAUUGACACGAAUCGGCACCAGCCCAACCAAGCGAGACGAGAAGCCAAAGGAGGAGAAGGUCUUGAAAUCAUCGGCAAAGGAUGUGGCAGAGCUCAAGGACUACCAAUUGGGCGACUGCUUAGGCAAAGGAGCUUUCGGAUCGGUUUACCGUGCGUUGAACUGGAAUACUGGAGAGACAGUCGCCGUGAAGCAAAUCAAACUGACGGAUCUCCCUAAGAGCGAGUUGCGUGUUAUUAUGCUGGAAAUCGACCUCCUGAAAAACCUUGAUCAUGCGAAUAUUGUCAAGUACCAUGGAUUUGUGAAGUCUAUUGAAACUUUAAAUAUCAUCCUCGAGUACUGCGAGAAUGGCUCACUACACUCCAUCGCAAAGAACUUCGGUCGAUUCCCAGAAAACUUGGUUGGAUUGUAUAUGUCUCAAGUGCUACAUGGUCUCUUGUACCUGCACGAGCAAGGUGUGAUUCACCGGGAUAUCAAGGGCGCCAAUAUCUUGACUACCAAAGAGGGUCUUGUCAAACUUGCGGACUUUGGUGUGGCCAGCAGGACGACUGGUCCAAGUGAGUCAAGCGUGGUUGGUACUCCGUACUGGAUGGCACCUGAAGUGAUUGAGCUCUCCGGAGCAACUACGGCCUCGGAUAUCUGGAGUUUAGGAUGUACAGUCAUCGAGCUUUUAGAGGGAAAACCGCCUUAUCACAAUUUGCAGCCUAUGCCUGCAUUGUUUCGCAUCGUCAAUGACGAUCAUCCUCCGCUUCCGCAAGGUGCUUCCCCGGCCGUGAAAGACUUUUUGAUGCAAUGCUUCCAGAAAGACCCUAAUCUGCGUGUCUCGGCUAAAAAAUUACUCAAACACCCUUGGAUCGUCAAUGCUCGCCGGUCAGAUUCUGUGGUCCCAAAGAAAUCUACAGAGUAUGAAGAGGCCGUCAAAAGUGUACAAGAAUGGAAUGAGGCACUUCGGUCUCCUGGCGCAGGUACAUCGAGGAAGAGUAACAAGUUUGAGCAUGGUGUCGGGCCCUUUUCUACACAGCGUAACUCUCUUGUGGACACAUUGCCAUCUCCGACUUCCAUUAAAGCCACUGAUCGAUUUCGAUCCCCGGAGUCUGCUGAGGAUGAUAAUUGGGACAAUGACUUCGCAACUGCCAUAUCUCCCAGCGCAUUGCAGCUACCCCAUCUUCGUCCUCAUGACAACUUUGGUGGAAUGCUUUCCUCCGAGCGACUGAAAGCGUUUGCGUCGUUAGAUGGGACAAUGUUGAGACCUGAUGACAGCUUUGAUGAGUUCGAAGAUGCGCCGAUGUCUGUAUCGGAAAAUGACCCUCUACAGACAAUACGACCAUAUUCAGCGAAAGCGGCUGAGCCAUCGAAAAAUCUGAGCCCUAUUCGACACCAAGCAAGCAAGCCAUCGGCUUCGGCUCUGCAGAAUGUCCCAAUCUUGACACAAAAUCCUGUGCCACCGAUGAGACGGGCGCGCCCGGCUAACCUUUAUAAAGAAAAUUCCGUCGAAGAUUACACCGAUCUCAUAAUGGCCAACGAGGAUGUUCUCGAUCGAAAACUUGGUCUCAUUAUCGAAGACGAGGAUCCUGAUUCUCCGGUGCAUGAAAACGGGUACAAUGCGUUUGAUGAUGACCGAAGUGGUCAACAUCCUCAAUUGCGCAAGCAGCUUUCUGUGAAGCGUGACAGGUCCAAAAUCGAGAUACACAAAUUUGCUGAGAAUGAGACUGAUGAAGAUUUCUCCGAUAUCCUCGGAGCCGAACAAGUGGGCAUGGAUACCACAGAGCUUGACGAUAGUUCGGAUCGUAGCACUUUGAUGCUCAACUCAAAAUUGUCUAAUAACUCGUGGUUAGGAGACCAAGAUGAUGACGAUGACCCAUUUGCUCAAUUGGAAGAAGGUUUCGAUGAGAUGGAUCUAGAGGCUAACAUUGCGCGUGACAAGUAUGCACGCCUCCGGAACCACGUUGAAGGUCUAGUCGGCUCUUUGAAGACUUCUCAGGAUGAAGAUGUUCUUGCCGACAUCUCGGAGCAGCUGCUCACUGAUUUUUGUGACCUGCCAGAGACCAAAAAUAUUAUCAUCAGCGCACAUGGAAUGCUGCCGAUUCUAGAGAUCCUUGACACAUCCCGUCGACGUGACAUAGUCAUCUGCUUGCUCCGUGUUGUCAACGCCAUAAUCUACAAUGACUACGAAGUUCAGGAGAAUUUGUGCUUCGUUGGUGGUAUUCCCAUUAUCAAUGAGUUUGCGUCCAAAAAAUACCCGCGGGAGAUUCGUCUGGAAGCUGCUGCUUUUGUACAACAGAUGUAUCAAACAUCUACCCUCACACUCCAAAUGUUUGUUAGCGCCGGUGGCCUUAAUGUCUUGGUUGAGUUCUUGGAGGAUGAUUACGAGGAUGAGCGCGACCUAGUAUUGAUUGGCGUGAACGGAAUUUGGAGCGUCUUUGAGUUACAGGGCUCAACUCCGAAAAAUGACUUCUGCAGAAUUUUGUCGCGUAAUUCUGUCCUAGAUCCCCUUUCACUCGUCCUUAGCCGUGUGUUGGACGAGGAAGGUGAGCUGGCGGAGAUAAUUGAAGGUCGCAUUGCCAACAUCUUCUUCAUUUUCUCGCAGGCCGAGAAUCAUGUCAAGGAAAUGGUUUCAGAGCGAACGGUUUUGCACAGGGUUCUCAAGGAACUGAAAAGGAUGUCCCCUAUCCACCAAAUCACAAUGUUGAAGUUCAUCAAGAACCUUUCCAUGCUUUCAACCACUCUGGACUCGCUUCAAAAUUCCAAUGCAAUCGAUGUUCUCACUGAGUUGCUUCGGUCAACCAUGAAGAGAGGCCAUUUCAGAGAGGUCUCGAACCAAAUUCUUAACACCAUUUACAACAUGUGUCGCCUGAACAAGUCUCGACAGGAAGAUGCUGCUCUUAAUGGCAUUGUGCCGUUGCUCCAGAAGAUCGUCAAUACCGAGAGGCCUUUGAAAGAGUUUGCUUUGCCCAUUCUGUGUGAUAUGGCACAGUCCGGCAAGGUUGGUCGGCGAGAGCUGUGGCGCAAUAAGGGUCUGGCCUUCUAUAUCUCAUUACUCGCGGAUCCAUACUGGCAAGUGACUGCGUUAGAUGCCAUCUUUACGUGGCUACAAGAAGAGACUGCCAAGGUUGAGGAGCAUCUGCUAGAUUCCCGCCCAGACAGGAACUUCGCUGACGCUAUCGUGCGGUGCUUGACACUGACGAAGGCAAACGCCUUCGAGAAUAUCCUUGAUCCUUUACAAAAGCUUCUUCGCUUGAGUCCCCCUGUAGCAUCAACAUUUGCUCGGCCAGAUCUUUUCACCAGAUUGGGGCAAAAGCUUCACCACAACAAGGCCGCCGUGCGUUUGAAUAUCUUGCGUAUUAUAUCGACCAUCUGCGAUUCAAGUGAACAGCAAGGUAGCCUGGUUGCUACCUAUGGCCUACUGGACGCCAUUCGAGAGCUUGAAAAUGACCCCGCCAUUCUUGUCCGAGACAUGGCAGGCAAGCUGAUUCAGUCCAAUGAGCGGAGCGAUGCCUUCGCUGUCGGUAAGCGCAGACCGGUCAGCCGAAGGAAAAGUACUUCCACGACCCCGCCGAACCCAUUCUCUAGCUCUACACCUUCAACUCCUCAAGCAAACCGCACAAGCCAGUCAAGGGGAUUCUUUGAAGGCCGCGAAACCCCACGCCAUCCACGCAACGCCCUGAGUGGCUCUUCUCUCGCUCUACGACCUGGCAGUCGAGACGGAAGCGCGUCUGCCCUUAGCUCUGCAGCCAAUGGCAGUGCAGCUGCACCACGACCCCGUAUCCCACGGGGAAUGUCCAACCGGCUUUCCUACAUUGAAACUCUACAAGAUGAGGAUGCCAAGGCCCCCAGCUCUCUCAGCCGUCGACCUUCUGUGAUUCCUCGACGCCGCCGAACCACGGUCGCCGAUUCUGAAUGGACAUAG